Messenger RNA from Brassica napus (rape), 8527 nucleotides. Its product is annotated as beta-D-xylosidase 3-like. The record is from RefSeq and is a predicted model, not a curated record. The transcript is spliced from 6 exons. Gene Ontology annotation, cellular component: plant-type cell wall. Gene Ontology annotation, molecular function: xylan 1,4-beta-xylosidase activity; alpha-L-arabinofuranosidase activity. Bases 5132 to 7456 code for a protein of 774 amino acids. Gene Ontology annotation, biological process: xylan catabolic process; arabinan catabolic process. Lineage: Eukaryota; Viridiplantae; Streptophyta; Magnoliopsida; Brassicales; Brassicaceae.
AGAAAAACGAUACGAUCUUAAGAUGACAUUGUUUUGUGUUGUGUGUGCAACAAGUUGUCUCAGACCAAAAAAGAAGAAGAAGAGGAUCUUACAUUACAGAUCAAGAAUAUUGCCAAAUAAAAUCUUGAUAUUUUAUCAUUAUCAAAUAAACAUUGUUUUCAUUUAUGAAUAUGCUUUUAUUCUAUUUAAUAUGUAUUAAUAGGUUUAGUUACUUAUUUAGUUCAUAAUAACUAUUUUAGGAUAUUAAAGAUUUUAUAAAUAUAAUGUUAUAUUGUAUAUAUACAAUAAAAAUGAAAACCCAGUUAAACUUUUUAGUGUAGUUAAAACUAUUCACAUUUGUUUAUCAACACAAUAAGUUGUAUAAAAUUUAUAUAGUUUUGUAUAAUAUUUUUGAUAAUAUAGUUUUUGUUAGUUUUGCGUUAAGCCCUUACUAGUUGAGACGACAUUGAGUUUACGAUCCCAAUUAAAUUAGACAUGGGAAAAUUAUCCGAUCCAAAGUUUCGAACAUGAUCCGCUCUAAAAUUUAAGGCACCGAACCGGAUCCGAUCCGACAUAGAUAUCCGAAUAAUAUUUGAUUUUUUUUUUAUAUCUGAGGAACCGGAUUUGAAUCAGAACUGAACCUAAAAAACUAGAGAUAUAUGAAAACCAAAAUACAUGAAGUAUAAAUAUAUAUAUCUAGAAAUAAACAUUUUAUUAAUACUUAUAAUAAGUAAGUUUUUAAGAAAAAUAAUAAUUAUAAUUCUGAAUAUACUAUUAAGAUUUUGAAUAAUUUGGAUAUGUUUAAUUAUUUUGGAUAUUUUUGCUUACUUUUGGAUUAAAAAUACUGAUAUAAGCUGGGUAUUUCAGAUAAAAUCGAUUAUUUUCUAUACACUUGGGGGUUAGCAAAAGUGGAUAUGAACUGGUUUCGAUUGCUUCCCCGUUUUCCGGGUAUAACAUAACCGAUCCGUACCUAAAAAGUUAUUGAAGCGAAUCCGAUCUGAAACUCUAAACUAUCCGAUCAAUGCCAAUUUUUCUAGAUCUGAAAUACUCGAUAUCCAAAAUAUCUGACCCGAACCCUAUCUGAUACCAAUCCUAUAUCAUAUGGUACAUGAAACAUUAAGUAGAAAUGAAAAUAUUGAUCCCAAAUAAAAAAUAUCAUUCAAGUAUUUAACCAAAGUUCAUUAAACCAUAUGUUUAAAUAGAAAAAUAUAUCAAAUAUUUUAUUCAAAUUUCUGUGAUUUCGAACAAUAAGAGUUCAUUAUUGUUAAUUUAUAUUUAUUUUAUUUUUUGGAAGAGGAUCAUUGUUAAUUUUUUUUUUUCAUGUAUGCCGUCUUCAGUUGUUCUAAUUUCACGCGACUAAUAAUUUUUGUUAUUCUUCUUGCGACUAAUAAAAUUUACACCAAAUUACCUUAUGUUCAAUUGUUCCUCUAAAGCAAUCAAACCAAAUAAAAAAAUCUUGCGCGCUCUAUUUCAGUCUCCUUCUCUAUCUCUAGUCUCUUAACUUAUUGUUCCCUUCUCCAAGAAUCACCUUAAGAAUCACCGUUUCAGAUCAAAUAUGUUCUUGAUUUCGUAAAUGGAAAGUCCUCCUGUUCAUAGGUUCACUCAAGACAAAAAUGCAUAAGAUUACAUCACUACGUGAAUUGAAGAAUAUUUGAGGAAAUCGAAGAUCCAUAUUAAUCUCUAUGUUCUUUAUUGGAUGUGUUCCAGACUUAUGACAUGGUCAUGGAAGCGUGAAACUCUUCAUGAGCAGGGAAGACAUCAUGAAACAUCUAUGGAAUCGAUUUAAAACCCAUCCUGCUUGGACCAACACAAGUAAGUGAAUUCAUUUUUCACUUAAUUGUUAAUGGGUCAGAGGAAAAACGUUGGCUAAUUGGAAUGUUUGUGUUUUGUAGUUUUCGAUCACGUUGAACGUGAGAAUCCUGAGGACUUCAAAUCCUACAAUGAAUCUUUGUCCUUUGCCCAUCAAUCGUUGAACUUUGAGCCUGAUUCACCAAGUAAGUAGUAAAACCUAAUUUUUUGUGUGGCUCAAGUUUCAGUUUCUUUGGGUUAUGCUGUGCUGAAAAAGUAACGUCUCCUACUAAUAAUAAUAUUAACAUUUGUAUACUCCGGAUCCAUAUUCUUAUGAUAACUGUUGUAUAAGAUCUUAUAAAUAAGGGGAAGUAGAUUACGUUAGAUCUAGCAUAUGCUCUUAGUUUUCUAAGUAUAUAAGCCACCGGUUGAGGUGCAAUACAACUCACUAGAUCUGCUUAUUUGAUUUAUGUUUUACUCUCUUUGAUAAGAACUGAUCAGUUUCGAGUAUUUUGGGUUAAGAGAUUUUAACCCAUUUACGAAUCAAAAGAGUUUUAGUUCAGUUUUAGUUCAGUUUCGAAUCCUUUCUUUAUGUAUUUUUGGAUCUGUUCUUAAUUUGAAAACCGGUAAAUAUUUUUAAUUUGAAUCUAAUAUUAUUGACUAUUUUUAGAAUUAACGUGAACUUCUGAUAAAAUUCAAAAUCAUAAGUUGUUUCCGUCAAGUUUCUGGAAAUUUCUCGGAAAGUAGAUCGAAUAUGUCAUCUGAAAAUAAUCGGAGAUUUCUUAUUUUCUUCCGAGAAAAAGUUAUGAAGAUUAAAAAAACAAUUUCUUCAUAUCAUUCGCCAUCUUAGGUUUGGGUUUCUCCUGGUGUUUGUUUAUUAUGAUUUUACUCUGAUUUUGUCGAUUGUUUUCUCUGUUUUGAGACCGUUUUUUUAAUUAUUCAUGCUCUGUUUUAGAGCAAUCAGUAAUCCAAUCUUCUAAGAAGAAAAUUAAGCUAAUAUAAUGAGAAAUAUUUCGCUUAUUGAUAAUAAAGGGAGUAAAGAUUUGCUAAAAUCUGAAACUUGUAUAUUCAAGGAUAAAGAUUAUACAGGUGUAUAUAUAUAUACAGAGUAAGAUUAUAAUGAGUGUUAGAGUAAUUGGAGGAGUGAUUCUCGUGAAAUGAUCAUAUAGCCGCGUAAAUGAGAUACUCAUCCUCAACCAUUGUUACCUUCUUUGGUUUUUGGUGAUUAGAAAGGAGCUUUUAAUUGAAAAAACAUUGGGAAGAGAUGAAGUGAGAGUGUGGUAAGAAACUGACUUGUUCUUUAUAAAAGGAUAUUACUGAGAGCCAAGUUUAUCGGUAUUCCCUUCAAAAUUUUAAUCGGGAGUUUCUAAGAGUUCAAAAUAUCUAAACGGAAAAUACAAUUUAGAUUCUGAGAAUGUAGCGACAAUCUGGGUUUAAUUUUCCAGACCUCUUUCCAGCAACACAUCAUCGUUGUAAUUACUAAGGAAGUUCCAACAUUUAUGUGAUGAAGAUCACUGUCGGUAUCUCCUCGGAAACUAUUCACACACAGAUAUAUCGACAACACCGUCGUUCUCGAAAAACUAUGUGAUACUGAGAAGAUUCUGAGAAACGUUUCUGGGAAUCUACCGAGAAAAUCAAUUGAUCGUAAUUGUUUCAACAAUUUUUGCCGAGAAAAUAUCGUCAAAAAUGUUUUGUCAAUAUUUUCCGAGGAGAUACCGACAAAAACGUUCAUUCAUCGGAGAACUGUCGCUAGAUUGUAAAUAAUAUUCCGAUGUCUCUUAUUCUCAGAAAUUUUUUUCGGAGUUCGUGAUGAUUUCUUGUAGUGAACUUUACGAUCAUGUGUGAUACAUCGAGCAUUAUAUUUUUUUUUUAUAAAAUUUUGAUCCAAAAUUGUUUAAAUAGAAUUGAAAAGGUACGAUGGUAAUGUAUGCAACAUUUAAAAACAGUUAGAAUUGAAUUGGUAUAUAUAACAAUAAUAUAAAGUUGCAACCAUAAGAAUUUUACAACAAAUAGAAUUGAAAAUGUAUGAGUAGUAAAAUAUGCAACUUUUAAAAAGUUAAAUAGAUAGAUGAUAUUUUGUGACAUUUUUCACAACCUUUGAGAAUGAAAAACACAACUUUUCACGUUAACUGAGAUUGUCAUUAUUAGUAGAUAUAUUUCUAUAUUUUUAUUGGGAAUGCAAGUAUUAGUUUUUUUUAAUCUCUCUGCAACUGAUAGAAUCAGUUACCUGUUGAUAUUCCAAGAUAAAAGCCAACUCAAUCAUGUCUAUGUUUUCCGGUCCACAUCGUUAACAACAGCGAACAUAAAUUUUUAUUAUAUGUUUAUAGAAUCUGAUGACCAGUCGUUACCAAUAUUCAGUAGAUUCUUACGUAAACAUAAGAAUACCCGUCAAGCGGUUGGUCAAUAGAUUAAAAGACUAACAUACCUAAAUAUUUUUGUUCGGAGUAACGUUUUUGUACGACGAAAUACGAUUCUCCCGCUGAUAACUCAUAUAUAAAAUGUAGCCUUUUACUGUUUUAUAGAAGCAAAAUAUAUGUUACCCAAAAAAAAUAAUAACAAAAAAUGGAAGCAAAAUAUAUUUCUCAUUUACGAAUGGAAAAGACAUGACAGCUAAUUAAAAACUCUUCUUCUUUUUGAUAAUUUGUGUUUUUCUUUUUCUUUUUGUUAAAUACUUUAGUAUUCUCUUUUUUCUUUUCUUUUGACGUCCAAAGUAGAUAUACCAAUAACGAGAUAGUCGUAUUCUCAAUGGAACAAAGUUUUUUUUUUUUUUUUUUUUUUUUGGUAACUCUGUAUCUGGGCAGCCACAUUUCCAACUAUGCCCCGUAAGGAGUCCAGCGCCCCAACGGAAGGGAUGUUAAAUCUGUUGUGGCCAAGACUCGAACCCGGGUGACGGACAAUACAGUUGUACCUCCUUUACCACCAAGCCACGAGCGCUUGGUUCAAUGGAACAAAGUUGCUGAAAUGUCUGCUGAUGUCAAAUUUUGAAAGCCACAAAGCUGUGAAAUUUUCAAAACAAUACCCAAAAUAGAAAAGUUGACAUGUCGAUCUGGAUGGAUUAGUAAAACAAGAUAAAAUUUAGAUCACUAAGCAUAUCGACUACUCAUAAUUUCGUCCUUAACUUCUAUUUAAUCUCAUACUAUUACCUGGAGAAGAAAAAAAAACUGAUACUUAUUGAUUUUUGCAGUAAUCUUAUCAUCAGCAUCUCCAUUUUUAGUUUCUAUCUAGAUAAAAGCCAGCAAAUAUACGACUUAAUUCAAAUCCUAAAAUAGCAAUCUCCAACCAACGUACCAGUUUUGUUAGCAUAUAUAUAACAGUGUCAAAUUGUUGAUAAACAAAACACACACAACCAGAAAAACACAAAGCAAUGAGUUAUCCUAUGCAAACAAAAGGAAACAGAGCACUUUCCUUUGUUUCCACACUUCUCCUAAGUAUCCUCUUCUUCAUCUCCAAGCCAUCGAACGCCCAGUCUUCUUCUCCAAAGUUCGCAUGUGACGUCACCAAAAACCCUUCUCUAGCCGGUUACGGAUUCUGCAACACGGGUUUGAAUGCCGAAGCCCGAGUCACCGAUCUUGUCGGAAGAUUAACUUUGGAGGAGAAAAUCGGGUUUCUUGUCAGCAAAGCUACCGGCGUGAGCCGUCUUGGGAUUCCAGAUUAUAACUGGUGGUCGGAGGCACUUCACGGAGUCUCUGAUGUCGGAGAUGGUUCUAGUUUCAAAGGUCCAGUCCCUGGUGCCACUAGCUUCCCUCAAGUCAUACUCACCGCUGCUUCCUUCAACGUAUCUCUCUUCCAAGCCAUUGGCAAGGUUGUGUCGACGGAGGCGAGGGCAAUGUACAACGUUGGAGCAGCUGGAUUAACGUUUUGGUCACCGAAUGUGAACAUAUUCCGUGACCCGAGAUGGGGAAGAGGUCAAGAGACCCCCGGCGAGGACCCCACGCUCGUUAGCAAAUACGCGGUGGCUUAUGUUAAAGGUCUUCAGGGUACUGACGGUGGAGAUCCUAACCUUCUUAAAGUUGCCGCUUGCUGCAAACACUACACGGCCUAUGAUGUUGAUAAUUGGAAAGGCGUUAGUCGUUACACUUUCAACUCCGUGGUGAACCAACAAGAUAUGGACGAUACGUUUCAACCGCCGUUUAAGAGCUGUGUGGUUGAUGGGAAUGUGGCUAGUGUCAUGUGCUCUUACAACCAAGUUAACGGUAAACCGACAUGCGCUGAUCCUGACCUGCUUUCUGGUGUGAUCCGCGGUCAAUGGAAGUUAAAUGGGUACAUAGUUUCGGAUUGUGAUUCAGUAGAAGUGAUGUAUGCGAACCAACACUAUACCAAGACUCCAGAGGAAGCUGUGGCCAAAUCUAUGUUGGCAGGUUUGGAUUUGAACUGUGAUCAUUUCACAGGUCAACACGCACUGGGCGCGGUCAAGGCUGGUUUGGUAAACGAAACAGAUGUUGACACUGCGAUUUCAAACAACUUCGCGACUCUGGUGCGUUUAGGAUUCUUCAAUGGCGACCCCAAGAAGCAGCCCUACGGUAAUCUUGGUCCUCAGGACGUUUGCACUGCCGAGAACCAAGAACUCGCUAGAGAAGCCGCAAGGCAAGGCAUUGUCUUGCUCAAGAACUCUCCUGGUUCGCUUCCGUUCUCACCUUCUGCUAUCAAAACGCUAGCAGUGAUCGGGCCAAACGCUAAUGUCACCGAUACAAUGAUCGGAAACUACCACGGCGUACCGUGCAAGUACACAACACCCCUCCAAGGCCUAGUGGAAACAGUGUCGGCGACGUAUCAGAUGGGCUGUCCUAAUGUGGCGUGCGCGGAGGCGGAUAUAGAUUCAGCAACUUCUGUAGCGGCUUCUGCUGAUGCGGUUGUGCUCGUGAUGGGAACAGAUCUAUCCAUCGAGAGGGAGGACCAUGACCGAGUCGACUUGUUCCUUCCCGGAAAACAGCAACAGCUUGUGACUGAGGUGGCUAAGGUUGCGAAAGGACCGGUGGUGCUAGUCAUCAUGUCCGGUGGAGGAUUAGACGUUACUUUCGCCAAGAACGAUCCGAAGAUCACAAGCAUUAUGUGGGUCGGGUUUCCUGGUCAAGCCGGCGGUCUCGCCAUCGCUGACGUCAUCUUCGGUCGUCAUAAUCCGAGCGGAAAGUUGCCGAUGACGUGGUAUCCUCAGUUGUACGUGGAAAGUCUUCCGAUGUCCAACAUGAACAUGAGACCCGAUAACUCAACCGGGUAUCCGGGUCGAACUUACCGAUUCUACACCGGAGAAACAAUAUACGCCUUCGGAGACGGAAUAAGCUACACUCAUUUCAACCACCGGCUAAUCAAACCCCCACGGCUCGUGUUCCUCAGUCUAGCCAAGAGCCACCCUUGCCGAACUUCAAAGUGCCAAUCAGUGGACGCGAUCGGACCUUACUGCGGGAAAGCCAUCGAAGUCCAGCUAAGAGUAAGGAACGCAGGGGAGAGAGAAGGGACCGACACGGUGUUUCUGUUCACGACUCCGCCGGCUGUACACAGGUCGCCGGUUAAGCAUCUGCUAGCGUUCGAGAAGGUUCGUCUGGGGAAGAAAGAAAAGGCGGUGGUUAGGUUUAACGUGGAUGUGUGUAAAGAUCUGAGUGUGGUUGAUGAAACAGGGAAGAGGAAGAUCGCUUUGGGGGUACAUGUUCUCCAUAUCGGAAGCUUGAAGUACUCCUUGAUUGUUAGGAUCUGAUGUGAAUGGAAAUUUGUUUUACAUUUGUGUUCAAUGUUUUAGUUUCUACAAGAAACGAAAAAUUCAUUGAAAUAAAAAGUUAAUUUUUUUUUUUACUGUUUCUACUUCAUCUUCUCACUCAGAUCGCACAAGUUCAUUUAAAUUAGUGUUAUUUUUUAACCGGACCAACGUGAGUACUUAACCGGACCAACGUGAGUACGUAAUCAGGACGAAUUGAACCGAGAAUCUGAUCUUAACCGAAUUAAACCGACUUUAGUUUGUCAAUAGUGUUAAGAUAGAUAUAACAGCUUUUAAUAAAUACUAGUGGUAUUCCGGCGCUACGCGCCGGGUUCGUAUAUUUUUUUUCUUAAAUAAAUUUACAAUUAGAAUCUUAAUAGUAAACAAAAUAUGUCAGAUGUCAGGGAAGUUCCACAAACAUGUAAAUAAGAUUUCGAUAGAGAACACUACCCCCACCAAAAAACUACAAAGCUCGCAUUAACAACCAAAUGAAAACAAAAAAAAAGGAGAAAAAAACAAAUCGAUCUUACAAAAAAAAAUGUAAAUUGUAUCACAAAAUUAAAUGAUACAAACUUCUAUCAUUUAUUUUUAAAUGAUACAAAAGAUAGAUCCACCAAGAUCGUACUUAGUCUGCCAAAUAUAACUUAAUAGAUGGUCUCUCUAGGAUAACAAAAAAAAAAGUUAAUUACGAUAUGGUAAGGUUAAUACUGGAGUCUAAAGCCAUGAACCUGCUGCUGUUUUUAAAAUGUGUGGGAUUGGUAGUGUUUCGGUUAGAAGUAUUGGGUUAAGUUCGGGUAUUGAUCGGCUGUAUUUCAUAGUCCCGUUAACAGUGUUGUGUUUUAAGUUUUUUAAAGUGUCAUUCACUUGGCUUUGCCAAUUGUGGGUGACCCUUUUUGUAGUGGAAAACUAUGUUGUUAGUUUUUUGGUCUCUUAUGCUCUAGUGGUUUGAUAAAUAACUUGUCUGUCAAGUAAUAUGUGAACCUUUAACUUAUUUUGUUUCAGCGAAUUGAUGUAUAAUAUCAUAUUUCUUUGACUGUUUUGAAGCAUUUUACAGUGGAUGUGCAAGAUCACGUC